CCGCCGCCCCGCCAGCCCCGCGGCCUCAGGCUGCCCGCUGGCCUUGGAGCAGGCGCCCGCGCCUUCGGCCUCGGCCUCUGCCUAGUCAUGCUCCGUCCCGGCGCGCAGCGGCUGCGGGGCCUCCUGCUGCGGAGUUGCCCGCGGCGGGGCUCUCCCGGGCACCCGCACUCUGUCUGCGGCCGGGAAGGAGAGGAAAAACCACCCUCAUCUGCAGAAACGCAAUGGAAAGACAGAGCAGAAACAGUGAUAAUUGGAGGUGGCUGUGUUGGUGUGAGUCUGGCUUAUCACCUGGCCAAAGCAGGGAUGAAGGAUGUGGUCCUGCUGGAGAAAUCAGAGCUCACGGCUGGAUCUACCUGGCACGCAGCAGGUUUAACAACUUACUUUCAUCCUGGAAUAAACCUGAAGAAAAUACAUUAUGAUAGCAUCAAACUUUAUGAGAAACUGGAAGAAGAAACUGGGCAGGUGGUGGGAUUCCAUCAGCCAGGUAGUAUCAGACUUGCUACCACCCCUGUAAGGGUAGAUGAAUUUAAAUAUCAAAUGACUCGGACUGGCUGGCAUGCAACAGAACAGUAUAUCAUUGAACCUGAAAAAAUUCAAGAGAUGUUCCCUUUACUCAACAUGAAUAAGGUUUUAGCUGGAUUGUAUAAUCCUGGAGAUGGUCACAUUGAUCCUUAUUCUCUAACUAUGGCCCUGGCUGCUGGGGCUAGGAAAUAUGGUGCCCUUUUAAAAUAUCCUGCACCAGUAACUUCUCUGAAAGCCAGGUCAGAUGGAACAUGGGACGUUGAAACACCACAGGGGUCUAUGAGAGCAAAUAGAAUUGUGAAUGCUGCAGGAUUUUGGGCUCGUGAAGUAGGUAAAAUGAUUGGACUAGAACAUCCUCUCAUUCCGGUUCAACAUCAAUAUGUUGUUACAUCGACUAUACCUGAAGUGAAAGCUUUGAAACGAGAACUCCCUGUGCUCCGUGACCUGGAAGGAUCAUACUAUCUCCGACAGGAAAGGGAUGGGCUUUUGUUUGGUCCAUAUGAAAGUCAGGAGAAAAUGAAAGUUCAGGACUCCUGGGUCACCAAUGGAGUUCCUGCAGGUUUUGGAAAGGAACUCUUUGAGUCUGAUCUAGAUCGAAUCAUGGAACACAUUGAAGCUGCCAUGGAAAUGGUUCCUGUCUUGAAAAAGGCUGACAUCAUCAAUGUCGUCAAUGGUCCUAUCACGUAUUCUCCUGACAUUCUGCCUAUGGUGGGGCCCCAUCAGGGAGUCAGAAACUACUGGGUGGCUAUAGGCUUUGGAUACGGCAUAAUCCACGCUGGUGGGGUAGGGAAAUAUCUCAGUGACUGGAUCCUGCAUGGAGAACCUCCUUUUGAUCUGAUAGAAUUGGAUCCAAAUCGCUAUGGCAAAUGGACAACCACCCAGUACACUGAGGCCAAAGCAAGAGAAUCAUAUGGAUUCAACAAUAUUGUUGGUUACCCUAAAGAAGAACGGUUUGCUGGGAGACCCACUCAACGAGUCAGUGGGCUCUACCAAAGGCUGGAGUCUAAGUGUUCCAUGGGGUUCCAUGCUGGCUGGGAGCAGCCACACUGGUUCUACAAACUGGGCCAGGACACUCAAUACAGGCCAAGUUUUCGUCGCACAAACUGGUUUGAGCCUGUGGGCUCAGAGUAUAAACAGGUUAUGCAAAGAGUAGGGGUAACUGACCUAUCACCGUUUGGCAAGUUUAAUAUCAAAGGCCAAGAUUCCAUUAGACUACUGGACCAUCUCUUUGCAAAUGUCAUUCCAAAGGUGGGUUUUACAAAUAUAAAAAUGAACUGUGAUACAAAUCCUUUGGAAGCUGGACUGGAAUAUUUUGUGAAGUUAAAUAAGCCAGCAGACUUCAUAGGAAAGCAAGCACUGAAACAGAUUAAAGCCAAGGGGCUGAAACGAAGACUGGUCUGCCUCACCUUGGCAACGGAUGAUGUUGAUCCAGAGGGAAAUGAAAGCAUCUGGCACAAUGGCAAGGUGGUUGGCAACACGACAUCUGGAAGCUAUAGCUACAGCAUCCAGAAGAGUCUGGCGUUCGCAUAUGUCCCUGUGGAACUAAGUGAAGUGGGACAGCAAGUGGAAGUUGAACUAUUAGGCAAAAAUUACCCAGCAGUCGUCAUACAACAACCUUUGGUAUUGACCGAACCAACCAGAAACCGGCUUCAGAAAAAAGGUGGAAAGGACAAAACUUGAAAAAAGACCUUUAGCAGUCAACUGAAUUGGAGUUGCUAAUGACUGUCCUUGAAAUUAUCAUAAUUGGUUCCCAGGGGAAUAGAGGAAACCAGGAAUUCAUUUCAAAAUCAUCUAAGUCUAGAUUUAGAAUCUUAACGAAACCUUUCUGUUAAGUGUUUUCUAAGCAAGACAGAAUAAUAGAUAAAUGAUUUACAUUUUUCUUUUAAAUGAAGAAAUUUGAAAUGAAUGUUUUUUUUAUUACCCCACAUUACCCAGUCGGCAAAACAUUUAGGUGUUUGCUAAUACAUGCAAUCAUUACUAUAAACGAAUUAAAGGACAUUUUAUAAUUUUAGUAACAAAUGCAUUCGGUUCUUGAUAGCUGAAAACAAAUUAAUAAAUUAUCUUUUACGUGAAAACAUGUAUAAUAUUGUUGAUGGAUUUACUUCAUAGAGAAAUCUUUCCUUAGAUGAAUAAAUGAUAGUUUUAAUUUUUCAUGA
Cercocebus atys (sooty mangabey) is the source of this 2678-nucleotide messenger RNA. It is a transcript of the gene DMGDH, whose product is annotated as dimethylglycine dehydrogenase. The coding region runs from base 88 to 2202 and encodes 704 amino acids. Gene Ontology annotation, cellular component: mitochondrial matrix; mitochondrion; cytoplasm. The record is from RefSeq and is a predicted model, not a curated record. Gene Ontology annotation, molecular function: dimethylglycine dehydrogenase activity; protein binding. The transcript is spliced from 15 exons. Lineage: Eukaryota; Metazoa; Chordata; Mammalia; Primates; Cercopithecidae.